GGCAGACACAGCUCUGAUCCCCUCCCCAACCCGAGUAGAGAUUUCUGAUCCAGCUGUCACAGCUCUCGGACACCAGGGGCCGAGGGAGAGGCAGGAAGAGUUGGCGGAGGAGUGACCGAGAAGAUAAGGAGGCCACGGGAAGGAGGGGGAGCCGACUUGAGCCUGGUGCCUGCCGAGCCGUCCCUGUCCCUCCAUGCAGGUCCCCGUGGGCCCCGCCUGCAUCUUCCUGAGAAAAGGCAUCGCCGAGAAACAGCGGGAAAGACCGCUGGGACAGGAUGAGAUCGAAGAGCUUCGGGAAGCAUUUCUUGAGUUCGACAAGGAUAGAGAUGGGUUCAUCUCUUGUAAGGAUUUGGGGAAUCUCAUGAGGACGAUGGGUUACAUGCCCACAGAAAUGGAGCUGACUGAACUGGGCCAGCAAAUCCGCAUGAACCUGGGUGGCCGUGUAGACUUUGACGACUUUGUGGAGCUGAUGACCCCCAAAUUGCUUGCGGAAACGGCGGGGAUGAUCGGCGUCCAGGAGAUGCGCGAUGCCUUCAAGGAAUUUGACACCAACGGGGACGGGGAGAUCACCCUCGGGGAGCUGCAGCAGGCCAUGCAGAGGCUUCUGGGAGAGAAGCUCACCCCUCGCGAGAUCUCGGAGGUCGUGCAGGAGGCGGACGUGAACGGAGACGGCACGGUCGACUUUGAAGAGUUUGUGAAGAUGAUGUCUCGCUGAGGAGGUUCUGGAAGCCCCCGGUCUCUCCCCACCAGGCCGGCAUGGACCCCGCACUUGUGGAAGACCAGAUCCCCUCGGGCCCAUCCAGGAGAGAGGGUGGGAGGGUGCGUGGUGACUGGCCUUGCAUUGUAUGAGUCGAGGCUGGACCAAAAGUGAUGGCUUUGCCCGGAUGGCGGGCGGGGUGAGGGGAAACCUCUCUAGAACGAACUAAGAAGCUAGAAAUGAGAUCAGGACCAAGGUCAGCGCCACCCCACAAUUCCAGAGGUUAAUGACAUCUCGACUUCAUGUAACCCCCAAUGCCUACACCCCAGCAGAGUCUCUUCCCUGGUGUCCUCUUGGGUCAGACUCUCAAAAAGCUCAGCCCAUGGUCCACCCUUCCCCCUUCUUGCUUCAGCUGCUUCAGAUUUCCUCGGUUUCUUUCUGUCGGUAAGAGGGAGGCAUGCCAAUCUUGGGGCUACAAACAGGGUUCCUGGGAAGACCGGGCUUGGAAAUGGUUCCAUUAAAGAGGCUUCCAAAGUGA
This is a messenger RNA of Leopardus geoffroyi (Geoffroy's cat), 1235 nucleotides long. RefSeq names its product calcium binding protein 5 (gene CABP5). Gene Ontology annotation, molecular function: calcium ion binding. Bases 194 to 715 code for a protein of 173 amino acids. The transcript has 6 exons. The record is from RefSeq and is a predicted model, not a curated record. Lineage: Eukaryota; Metazoa; Chordata; Mammalia; Carnivora; Felidae.